Messenger RNA from Harmonia axyridis, 742 nucleotides. RefSeq names its product ninjurin-A-like. Gene Ontology annotation, cellular component: membrane. Lineage: Eukaryota; Metazoa; Arthropoda; Insecta; Coleoptera; Coccinellidae. Gene Ontology annotation, biological process: tissue regeneration; cell adhesion. Bases 74 to 622 code for a protein of 182 amino acids. The transcript has 3 exons. The record is from RefSeq and is a predicted model, not a curated record.
CAAAAUAGGUACCUAAUCCAAAUUUGAAACUGAUACAGUGUUCGUUUGAUUCGAUAGGUGUGAAAAAAAAGCUAUGGAUGAUGUAAAAGGGAAGGAGGUGCAUGUGAAAAUUGCCCCAGAUGAUCAUCAUGAAUCGAAAGCGCAUUCUGAAGAGCAGGAACCUACAUCUGUUAAAGAUCCCGCGGAGAGAGAUGAGACACCUCCUGUAGAAGAAGUAGUAGUUUCUGGAGAUGAACCAGACUUGGCUGCAACUAGAGGCGGUAAUUCAUAUGCAGCCAAAAAAACUGUGGCUCAAGGAAUGAUGGACAUCGCUCUCAUCACUUCAAAUGCCAACCAACUUCGAUACAUGAUGGAGUACGCAUCCGAAUCAAGAACUUACUAUGUAAAUUUAUUUCUAAUAUCGGUCUCACUGAUACUACAAGUUGCUGUAGGAAUUUCAUUACUUUUCAAAGGAAGAUACCAAAUGAAAGGUGAUCCAAAGCACAAAAACGUUUCUAGAAUUAAUAGUUUUUCUGUGAUUGGUGUGUUUCUUGUGACCCUGAUCAACGUCUUCAUAGCUAGCUUUACAAUGAGUUCAAAACCAGUGGCUCCUAAACCACAAGCGAAAUAUCAACCUACAUGAAUAUAAAAUUGAAAUUUUAAUUUGAAUCAAAAUGAAAAGAUUGACGAUAGAUUGUUUACCUUCGAAUGGACAUAAGUUAUUUUGUGUUAAGGUUCAGAAAUACAUUUUCAAUGAAAAAGA